Molecule: messenger RNA, 1460 nt
Organism: Nematolebias whitei (Rio pearlfish)
Lineage: Eukaryota; Metazoa; Chordata; Actinopteri; Cyprinodontiformes; Rivulidae
Gene: marchf1
Product: membrane-associated ring finger (C3HC4) 1
Exons: 6
Coding region: 282-1460 (392 amino acids)
Biological process (GO): antigen processing and presentation of peptide antigen via MHC class II; immune response; protein polyubiquitination
Cellular component (GO): lysosome; early endosome membrane; late endosome membrane
Molecular function (GO): zinc ion binding; ubiquitin protein ligase activity; MHC protein binding
Source: RefSeq, a predicted model, not a curated record
GGUUGAAGGCGUGGGAGAAAGAGAAGGACAUGGUGUGCACUGUUGAAUAGCUUCCCAGUCGUCAUGACAACCUCACACCCCAUCAUCUUUGGAGCUGUCUUGUUGCCACAGUGACCUGUUCCCUCUUCCUCUGAUGACCUGGAUUGGGCUGAUAAAGAAGUACGAUCCAAAAGUAGCAUCUCAUUUUUCUGAGAUCCCGCGGAUGGGAGAGAGGACUGAAACGAGCAUUGGGAUGGGGAUGCUGUUGGAGUAGCACCGGAGCGUUGCUUGGAAACCGAGGCAUGCCAGUACAACAGAUCACUGUGGUUCCGGCACGAGAGACUACUAGCAAGAGCACUUCUCACACCAAAGACAAGAAUGAGGGUAGGAAAGCACCAGGACGCUCAGGGAGUCGAUCCAGCAACAUUUCCAAGGUCAGCAACUCUGGAGUCACCGCAGCCUCGAGAACAUCCAUAGCGGCAUCUGCUCAGGACAUAUGCAGUUCUAGCCUGCUGACCUGUUUAGAGGAGGAUGCUUCUGAGACUCUGAAACACACAAACAAUUCCCCCACAAUGACGGUGACCGGUGCAGCUCUGAGCUCCUCGGCUCAGCCUCAGAAAAAGCAGGUGAAGAGACGCCGCCGCCGCAAGAAGAACAGCUGCAGCACCUUCGGCUGCGCAGAAGCCAACAGCAAGAAGGAGCAGAGCGACCGCAGUCUCAGCUCGGACCGAAAUGAGCUAGAGGAGAAGAGGGAACGCUCCUACAGGAACCGCAGGGAGCUCCCGCCUCACCUCCGGUGCUCUGGCGCCCCUCAGUCCAACUCCUCCUCUGAGGAGGAGGCGCGGCGCGAGGCUCGCAGCUGGAGCAAAGAGAAAGCGCGACGAGCGCACAGAGAGAGAGGCGCAACAAACGGCUGUAAAAACAGACAGGAUGACAUAAUGGAGCUGCAGUCUGUGGAUUCAGACAACUGGAAGGAGCAUCAACAUCUGGUGGAGGACAGUGGUGGCCUCCAAAAGCACCCCAACGUCAGGGGCUCAAGGAGGAGAGCCCCAGAUGUUUCACAGAGAAAGAGACCACAGAGUAGAGCAGCAGAGAGGAAGAGCUCUAAGUCAAGGAGCCCAAGGGGCAGUUCCUCAGUGGUAGAUGAUGGGGAGGAACUCAUCACUAAGAAAUACCAGGAGAAGGGGUCAGGCUAUGGAGAUAUGUCUGUCCCCAUGCUGCAGAAACACUGUGCUAUGAAUGGGGGCGCACCAAGACCCGAUUCAGAUGACUCUGAGGUUGAGGUCUGCAGGAUCUGCCACUGUGAGGGGGAUGAUGAGUGCGCUCUGAUCACGCCGUGUCGCUGCACCGGCAGCCUGAGCUUUGUCCAUCAGGCCUGUCUCAACCAGUGGAUCAAAUCCUCGGACACUCGCUGCUGCGAACUCUGCAAAUACGACUUCAUCAUGGAAACAAAGCUCAAACCUUUAAGCAAGGAGUUCUAA